AUGUCAAGUUGGCAUUUGAUGUGCCAACACGCAAGUCGCAUUAGCGAUUACGAUCAGAUUUAUUUUGGCAGAUGUGAAUAAUGGAUUGAAUAAAAUUUGAAAUAAAAACACGAAAUUAUCUGAAUGAAUGAAUAAAGUUAUUCAGUUGGGAGUGGGAAACGAACUUUAGAAUAAACAAAAGCACAAGUUAUAUUACAGAAAUGGCUUCAAGAGGUGGAGUAAUGGUAACUGGUACCAACGGUGCUGAUUUUCAACACAGGGAGAAAAUAGCGGCUCAGUAUCAAAUUAGCGCGUUAAACAAGUCUCGUUUAAAGUACUGCGUAUUCUUCCACCAUGUGUUAUUCCUGGCAAUGCUGGCAAAACUAUCUGCAGAUAUUUUGGACAAGUUAGAUAUAUUUAUAUUGGAGAUUGAGGAACUACAAAUUCCGCAGCCACUCUGGUGGGAGUACAUCUGGUGUUUAUCUGUGGCAUUGUCUUUCUUGGGCUUAUCAGCAAUUAAGCGCAACAACAUUAAGUUCCUUCGUAGAUAUAUGUAUGGUAUCACAGGGCUUGGUCUUCUACCACUUCUUUACUGUAUACUACACUACUGUGGCGAUGUUUGGCUAUAUUUAACAGCUGAGGACGAUGAGGAAGAAGAAAUUAUGUUAUGGCAGGGUUACCCAUAUGGCUUGCUCUGGUAUGCAUUUGUACUCCUUGGAUCACAAGUCCAUUUCUUUCAAUUAUAUUUUUCCUACAAUCUUUUGACUGCCUGGCGUUCGAGAGGUUCUUACAAAAAGGCAGAGUAAAAUACAUCAAUUAUGAUUGUUUCCAAAUUAACUAUUGGUUUUCUUAAAAAAUGUUAUUUUUUGUUUGCGAAUGGAAACUAUAUACAUCUAUUUUAUAUUUUUGUACCCAAGAAGUUAGUGUGCUAAUUCCAAUGUUUUUGUUUUUGACUGGUAAAUCAAUGACUUUUAUUCUAGUGUAGAGUUACUACGAUAAUUAGCACAUACAAUAUGCAUCUCUGUCAAAACUGAUUGCACCACAAUUUGGAGGGAGAAUUAAGAAAAAAUUUAAACUUGAUUUUGUAUGAAGCAUGUAUUAAUGUCGUUACUUUCUCUGUUUUAUCGGGCAACAGGUUUUAUGGUUGUAGUCAAUUAAAUGAAUUGAUGGUUUUAAGAUGUGAAAAUAUUAUAUACCUACUACUAAUAAAAAAAUAUAGAUUUGUUUAACUGAAGCAAAUAAAAAAAACUGAUUUUAUAAAUAAACAAGAAAUUUAUUUACAUUUGUUUUCCUAAAAAGGGUCUGAUUUAAAAAUAAACUAUUGUAAAUAAUUACUAUUAGAAUGUAGUUUGGAUGUCUAUGUUAAUGGUUCUAUAACAUUGUAAGAUCAGAAAUGACAUUUUAUUUACUUUCAUGGUUAAUAAUAAACUGUUUUUGGAAA
Molecule: messenger RNA, 1420 nt
Organism: Pieris rapae (cabbage white)
Lineage: Eukaryota; Metazoa; Arthropoda; Insecta; Lepidoptera; Pieridae
Gene: jagn
Product: protein jagunal
Exons: 4
Coding region: 201-785 (194 amino acids)
Biological process (GO): endoplasmic reticulum organization; vesicle-mediated transport
Cellular component (GO): endoplasmic reticulum membrane
Source: RefSeq, a predicted model, not a curated record